CGGCUGCGAUCCGGUGGGGUCGGUGUAAUCCGUACGACGGCAGGCUUUUGAGGUCACCAGUGUAUCCAGUGCGAGACAAUCUUCUGGGGCAAUCCCAACGUGCAGUGGCGCAGUGCAACCGUAAGUAGUUGUAAUCAAAUCGUACAGGAACCAUCUACAAACAGCUUAACCUUUCAGCUUGCGACUGUAACGUUUACGGCGCGGCCACUCGGCAGUGCAACCGCGAAACCGGCCAGUUCAUCUGUAACCGCGGUAUCGGAGGCUACAAGUGCGACCAAUGCGCGCGUGGAUACCUUGGCGACGCUCCGUACUGUGAACCGUGCGGCGAGUGCUUCGACAACUGGGCGAUCAUACUGGACAAACUGCGGGAGGAAACGAACCGAACGAUCGAGAAAGCGAAGACGAUCAAGACGCUGCUACCGGAGCGUACAAGAAGGAGUUCGACUCGAUGAGCAAGAAGAUCGAGGUUAUCCAAGGACUGCUAAUGAACACGAUCUCCGAUCGGGAGAUCGAGGCGAUCAACGCAAACAUCGCGGACGUGAAUCUGAGCGAGUCGGCGAAGGCCGUUGAGGCGUCCGAGAAGCAACUGCAGGAAACCAGUGCGAACAUCAAGUUAGCAACAUCGACGUCGAUGAGCAACACCGAGGGUACGCUGAACCCGACGCGUGACGCCUGGAAUCGCGUCACCCAGCUGGGCGAGACAACCAUGGCGAUCCAGGAGCUGAACGACAACGCCGAGCGGCAGUGCAAGUGA
Culex quinquefasciatus (southern house mosquito) is the source of this 754-nucleotide messenger RNA. RefSeq lists its product as uncharacterized. Bases 449 to 754 code for a protein of 101 amino acids. The record is from RefSeq and is a predicted model, not a curated record. NCBI's taxonomy places the organism in Eukaryota, Metazoa, Arthropoda, Insecta, Diptera, Culicidae. The transcript is spliced from 3 exons.